GCUACAUUUCACAACCAUGUUGCCAAGAAGUAGAACCCUUCCUAGCAGAAUCCACCAAGGAGUUUUAGAAGAGAGGCAUGAUGUGAGGCACUACUUACAAGUAGAUGUGCAGCCCAAAACCCAAACAGAGUCCGAAGCAUUGAAUAUACAGUCUAACUAUUCCAAUUGCUUCGAUGAUGAUGGUCGCUUGAAGAGAACAGGGACAUUUUGGACUGCAACUGCUCAUAUCAUCACUGCUGUGAUAGGCUCGGGAGUGCUUUCCCUAGCAUGGGCUGUAGCACAGCUUGGAUGGGUUGCUGGACCUAUUGUAAUGCUUCUCUUUGCCUUGACCAAUUUCUACACUUCCAACCUAUUAGCACAAUGUUACAGGACGGGUGACACUGUUACUGGACAGAGAAAUUACACCUACAUGGACGCAGUUAAGUCCAUCUUAGGAGGAAAAAAGGUCAAGUUAUGUGGCGUUAUCCAAUAUGUGAAUCUGUUUGGAGUUGCAAUUGGGUAUACCAUUGCUGCCUCAGUCAGUAUGAUGGCCAUAAAAAGGUCGAAUUGCUAUCAUAAGAGUCAUGGAAAAGAUCCAUGUCAUAUGUCUAGCAAUGGUUAUAUGAUAGCAUUUGGUAUAGCAGAAGUGAUAUUUUCCCAAAUCCCAGACUUUGAUCAAAUAUGGUGGCUAUCCAUAGUUGCAGCUGUCAUGUCCUUCACUUAUUCUUCUGUUGGAUUGGGUCUUGGCGUGGCGAAAGUAGCAGAAAAUAAAACUUUUAAAGGAAGCCUGACGGGAAUUAGCAUUGGCACAAUGACACAAGCUGGAACAGUCACUAGCACACAGAAAACAUGGAGGAGUUUACAAGCUCUGGGUGCAAUGGCCUUUGCAUACUCUUUUUCCAUUAUCCUUAUCGAAAUUCAGGACACCAUAAGAUCUCCACCUGCAGAGCACAAGACAAUGAGAAAGGCUACUAUUUUGAGCAUCAUGGUUACCACACUGUUUUAUUUACUCUGUGGAUGCAUGGGUUAUGCAGCCUUCGGAGAUAAUGCACCUGGAAAUCUUUUGACUGGUUUUGGAUUCUAUAACCCUUAUUGGCUUCUGGACAUUGCCAACCUUGCAAUUGUUGUGCACUUAGUUGGGGCAUACCAGGUUUUUUCUCAGCCCUUAUUUGCAUUUGUUGAAAAAUGGAGUGCAAGAAAGUGGCCAAAGAAUGAUUUCGUCACGGCAGAAUAUGAAAUACCUAUUCCCUUCUUUGGGGUGUACCAACUCAACUUCUUCCGCUUAGUAUGGAGAACCAUUUUUGUGUUGCUUACGACCAUCAUAGCUAUGCUGCUGCCUUUUUUCAACGAUGUGGUUGGAAUACUUGGAGCUUUUGGGUUCUGGCCCUUGACAGUUUAUUUCCCAAUUGACAUGUAUAUCACGCAAAAGAAGAUUGGACGAUGGACUAGUCGGUGGCUUGGACUUCAGUUACUUAGUGUUACUUGCCUCAUCAUUUCUAUAUUAGCUGCCGUUGGCUCCAUGGUUGGGGUGGUUUUGGAUCUCAAGACUUACAAGCCUUUUAAAACUAGUUAUUAAAGGAAAAUAUGACCUUGAGAGUUAUAUACGUAAUAAUAUAAGCAUAUGAUAAUAUAGCAAAUGAUAAUUUGGUUUGUAUAUGCUGAAUGCCUGCAGCUGUAAGAACAGCAGGAUUUGAGAAAAAUAAAAUGAUAGUAGGACAUACCUCAGGUUUAGAGACGUGUCUAUGUGCAAGUAUCACUUUGAAGUGCCAAGGGUAAUUUGGAUCUGUUAGAGACAACGAUUGUACUUUACUUCUACCCUUUGCCAUUUUGUUCUCUAGUCAUAUAUUACUUUUUGUUCCUCCCUUUGGUAUUUCUAGCUUUUGCCAUUUUAUUUCUUCAGUCAUAUUACUUUUGUCGCACCCCUAUUUAGUUCCCUCCGAAAGAUGCAUAAUUGAAUCGAGGUUGCGAGCAACGCGGCUACACCACACAAGCAUAAUUUCUCCUGA
Gastrolobium bilobum is the source of this 1985-nucleotide messenger RNA. RefSeq names its product amino acid permease 4-like. NCBI's taxonomy places the organism in Eukaryota, Viridiplantae, Streptophyta, Magnoliopsida, Fabales, Fabaceae. Gene Ontology annotation, cellular component: plasma membrane. Bases 17 to 1555 code for a protein of 512 amino acids. The record is from RefSeq and is a predicted model, not a curated record. The transcript is spliced from 8 exons.